This is a messenger RNA of Tachysurus vachellii, 2324 nucleotides long. It is a transcript of the gene syt9b, whose product is annotated as synaptotagmin IXb. The record is from RefSeq and is a predicted model, not a curated record. Gene Ontology annotation, cellular component: dense core granule; membrane. Lineage: Eukaryota; Metazoa; Chordata; Actinopteri; Siluriformes; Bagridae. The transcript is spliced from 7 exons. Gene Ontology annotation, molecular function: clathrin binding; SNARE binding; calcium-dependent phospholipid binding. The coding region runs from base 256 to 1812 and encodes 518 amino acids. Gene Ontology annotation, biological process: regulation of dopamine secretion; regulation of calcium ion-dependent exocytosis; cellular response to calcium ion.
CGCUCUCGCGCUGCUUCAUUCCGCUUCAUCGUGCGCUCACCACCUUUUAGCCCUAAACCACACUUUUAAAGAAAACAGAACGAAAUAUUCGUCCUUUUUGUGUUUAUGUGAGCUAUGCGGUUUAGAUGGACCGAGUUGUUUAGCGCGUGCCUGCCGUAGGUGUGCGGACGGGGCCGCGUGCGACUCCAGGUUGCGCUUUUGGAUGAGCGCGGCCGAGCCGGAGCGGCGCGCGCUUCACGAGGAUGCUGCGGGGACAUGCCUGCGGGACGGGAGGAUGAGAUGUGCGGGAAGGCGCUGGAGUUGCUUUCUGAGCUGUGCGCGCGCGGAGAGGUGCACAGCGACAAGUGCGCAGACUUCAUCUACUCUUUCCGUGACCUGGGCAGACCAGACUACUCUGACUCGGAUGUAUCGGUGAGCCUGCUGUCGUUGAUGGUGACCUCGUGUGGCCUGGCUCUGUUUGGUGUCUCGCUCUUUGUGUCGUGGAAGUUGUUCUGGGUGCCAUGGCGCGACCGCUUCUGGCCCUCCAGCCUAAAGGAGCAGCAAGGCGAGCAGCAGCCAGUUCUGACCGAAGAAGAGCUUCUGGAGCGCGAGUACAGUGGUGAUUUCUUCAAACACACGUCGGUGCCCCCGUUGGUGCCUGAGUCAGCCAUGAAGAUCAGCCACACGUCACCGGACAUCCAACUGGAAGCGCAGACAAAAGCCAAGGACCUCAACCACGUGCACAUUGCACGCGUGCAGAGGCAGAUCACCGACCCCACGUCAUCUGUCCGACAUAACUCCAUCCGGAGGCAAAUAAACCUCUCGAGCCCUGAGUUCAGCCCAGGUCAGUUCCAGAGACAGGAGUCUUUAUCCGGGCCGGGUCUGGGCCGGAUUAAACCGGAGCUGUACAAGCAGCGCUCGGUGGACACGGACGAUGGCAGGAGAGCGGACAGCUGUGGCCGUCUCCACUUUGUCCUUAAGUAUGACUGUGACCUGGAACAGCUGAUCGUGAAGAUCCACAAGGCUGAGAAUCUGCCCGCAAAGGACUUUUCGGGAACGUCAGACCCGUACGUUAAGAUCUAUCUACUGCCUGAGCGCAAGACCAAGCAUCAGACCAAAGUGCACCGUAAGACCCUCAACCCUGUGUUUGAUGAGGUCUUCUUAUUUCCUGUCACAUACGGCGAGCUGCACGCUCGCAAGCUGCACUUCAGUGUCUACGAUUUUGACCGAUUCUCACGCCACGAUAUCAUCGGCCAAGUCGUGGUGGACAACUUCCUGGAUUUGCCAGACUUCCCUGGGGAGACAAAGCUCUGCAGAGAUAUUCUCUAUGUCACUGCGGAUAACGUGGACUUGGGCGACCUGAUGUUUUCACUCUGCUACCUUCCGACCGCGGGCCGACUGACCAUCACCAUCAUCAAAGCCAGAAACCUGAAAGCUAUGGACAUCACAGGAGCCUCAGACCCUUACGUAAAAGUCUCCCUCAUGUGCGACGGACGGAGACUGAAAAAGCGGAAAACGUCUACCAAGAGGAACACCUUGAACCCCGUCUACAACGAAGCCAUAGUUUUCGACGUCCCUCCUGAGAACAUAGACCAAAUAAGUCUGUUAAUAGCAGUGAUGGACUACGAUCGAGUCGGCCAUAACGAGAUCAUAGGCGUGUGUCGAGUGGGGAACAUGGCCGAGAGCCUGGGCCGAGAUCACUGGAACGAGAUGCUGACCUACCCACGCAAACCCAUCGCCCACUGGCACUCGCUCGUAGAGUGGAGCAGUGAGGGAAAUCCCGGAGGAAGCCAAGGCUCCUGCAACUCCCUGAAAACACCACCAUCACCCUGAAACAUCCACCUGACCACAGUUCACAGCGUUAGAGGAAAAAUGGUGGGAGAAUGAGACAUCUCAACUAAAGGUCACUCAAAUCGUAUGCACGGACUAGUUAAGGUGGUGCAGGCAAACGUAAUACAAAAAAACACUGGACUUUUUCUCAUUGCAAAAGGGCGCGUGUCUGUUCUACUGCAUGUCAACUUGACCGUGUGUGUAGGCUUCAGUUGUAAAAAAAAAACAAAAAACCCUAACAUGGUUACAGUAUUGUUUAAACUCUAUUUGAGAGGUAAGUAUUUUUGACAUGUUUUCUCUAUCCGUUUAACACAUUGUAAUAACUUCUUGAUGUUUUUGAGUGCAGUGCAUGACCUCUAUUUUGUGUAAUUUUGUUCUUAUGGUAUCAGAUUUUACAGUGUUAAAUCAUUCUGUAUGAAAAUACAUAAGAAGUACAAUAGUAAAGGUGCCGGUUGUGAUUAAUGAGCAUUGGAACGACAUCUCUGGAACAAGUGACUAGAAAAAUAAAUAAGAUA